AUGGCUCCAGAAAAGAUUACAUUCAACGACCGAGGGCCUGCCAUCGUAGGCGCUUUGAUCCCUAUCACCAUCUUGGGCACCCUCUUUGUUGUCUGGCGGUUGAUUGUUAGCUUCAGAGCAAAGGGGAAACUCACUUUGAGCGACUAUCUCAUCAUCCUGUCCGUGAUCCUCAACAUUGUCGCCAAUGCCUUCUCCAUCAAAUCCGCCUACCAAGGCCAAGGUCGCCACAUUACGGACCCUUCCAUUCUCCCAACGCUCGUUCAGUGCUUCAAAUCCAUCUACAUCGCCCAAGUCACCAACGUCUUCGGCAUGGCAUUCCUGAAAAUGAGCAUUUCCUCCUAUCUCAUCACACUGAACUUCUCCCCGACGUACCGCUGGAUCAUCUGGCUUUCUCUUUUCUUAGUCGUGACUUGCAACUUCAUUCUUCCCAGCAUCGUGCUGUUUGGCAACUGUCGCCCCCUUUCGCUGCGCUGGAACAGGAAACAGCCGGGAUCCUGCUGGCCAAAGCAGGUCAACGCGGCUAGCGGGUACACGCAGUCUGCUUCGAACAUCGUCACAGACAUCAUCUACUCCGCUUCGCCGCUUGUGUAUCUCGCGUCCGUGCAGCUGGCGAAAAGCACACAGUGGGGCCUACGAGCCGUCUUUUUGCUGGGACUCCUCGGCACCGCCUGCUCCAUCGCCAAGCUCUUCAAGCUCAACUCCCUCCAAUCCGCCAAAGACACAACCUACGAAUCCGUCGACCUGACCAUCUGGUCGUCGGCCGAAGUCGGCAUGGGCCUGAUCGUCUCGUGCCUGCCGCCCCUACGCAAGACCUUCGACACCUUCCUGCGCCGCAUCGUGCCCAACCUGUCGUCCGGCACGCGCGUGACCCGCGCCAACAACUUCCACCUCAAGAGCUACGAGAUCACCAAGCCGACGAGCGUGGUGCACAACUUCGGCGCCAAGGACAACGACAGCGAGUGGGCGAUUCUGCCAGACGAGCCGGGGGAUAUCGCGGGCGGGAAGGCGGUGGGGAAGGGGAAGGGGAUACUGCGCACGACGGCGGUGGAGGUGGUAGAUGAGAGUAGCCAUGGGAGCCAGAGUGGGGGCAGUGCGAGUCGGGAUAGUUUUCAGCGCGGGGAGUGGAGGGGGCAGGGGGUGGGGAGGUAG
Messenger RNA from Mytilinidion resinicola, 1149 nucleotides. RefSeq lists its product as uncharacterized. Lineage: Eukaryota; Fungi; Ascomycota; Dothideomycetes; Mytilinidiales; Mytilinidiaceae. The transcript has 3 exons. The record is from RefSeq and is a predicted model, not a curated record. Bases 1 to 1149 code for a protein of 382 amino acids.